This is a messenger RNA of Dendronephthya gigantea, 694 nucleotides long. RefSeq names its product NADH dehydrogenase [ubiquinone] 1 alpha subcomplex assembly factor 4-like. Lineage: Eukaryota; Metazoa; Cnidaria; Anthozoa; Malacalcyonacea; Nephtheidae. The record is from RefSeq and is a predicted model, not a curated record. The coding region runs from base 115 to 603 and encodes 162 amino acids. The transcript has 4 exons. Gene Ontology annotation, cellular component: mitochondrion. Gene Ontology annotation, biological process: mitochondrial respiratory chain complex I assembly.
UGAGCGAAUCUUCCUGAGAUUUAAAAGCAAAGUCGUUGAAGUUUGUCGGUUUUAAAACAUAGAAGAAACCACGUUUGCAAGUAGAGAUCAUCUCUUAACAAAGAUAAAGCAUAGAUGGGUGCAGCGAGGUCAGCACUGAGACGAAGUCUGCGUGGCCCAGGGCAGACGCAAAGGCAGAUUGAUAAAGUUUUGGAUGGCCAACCUUCACUGGCACCAAAACAUGAAACUACAAAAGACCUGCUUGAUAGUGCAAAACAAGAAAACCAAGCCAAAUUUGAUUUACAUAACAAGAGAAGUGAAGAAUAUCUACAGCUCUUGAAACAAAUCCGAGUGGACUCUGUUGACGUUCCUGACAAGAACAACCCUCAGCCCGAAGAUGAAUCCUUGUCUCCAACGACAGCUACAACAAGGCUUAGCACUGAAGAAUUGACAUUGUUGUUUCAACAGCGAAUGAAAACCCCAGAUGAAUGGACAGCAGAGAAAAUUGCAUCACAUUUUAAACUGUCCACGAAUUCAGUUGAGAACUUGUUGAAAUACUACAGUGAUUUUAAUGUUCAUGUUGCCCCGAAAAUUCCGGAGCCUUUGGAAGAGAUUACACAUUGAAUAUUAGCCGUUUAAAGAUUAUUGUAUGCUGGUAUAAAAUAGUAUAUAUAUUUUAUCAGUUCUAAACUAGUUCUUCUUCCUAGAGGUCCAG